AUGAGGCACCUCGGUGAAAAUAUCCGCAUAAAUCAUCAUUGUGGAGAUUACCUUUAUCUUGACUACAAUGCGGCAAAGGCUUUUUCUUUGGAGGAAUUUGACAAUUAUUUUGUAGAAUUCAAGAACAAAUGCUCCGCGGUAGCCGUCGUCCUUGAGCAUGAUAUUGAUUUUGAGAAGUGGAGCAGGGCAUAUUUUCCUGGCAAUAGAUAUGAUGUGAUGACCACAAAUAUCGCCGAGUCACUCAAUGUUAUGUUGAUAGACGAAAUAGAGUAUCCCGUGACAUCUAUAUUUAAUUCGAUUGCUAAGAGGUUUGGAGAAUUGUUUAGGAAGAGGGAUGCAUAUAUCCUCAGAUCAAUGGGUAAUCAAAUGGUACUGGUUGUGGAAAAAAUUGCAAGAAAAAAAAUGAUAGAGGGCGACUCCUUGUAUGUGGAGAAUAUAACCGGGGGCGACAAUCAAUUUACCGUGUUCGAUGCGGGUGUUACUGCCUAUAUGGACCUACUGGAAAAGUCAUGUGCAUGUAGGGAAUAUGACUUGAUCAAGAUACCUUGUACUUAUGCGAUGACCGUUUUGUGA
Molecule: messenger RNA, 573 nt
Organism: Solanum stenotomum
Lineage: Eukaryota; Viridiplantae; Streptophyta; Magnoliopsida; Solanales; Solanaceae
Exons: 1
Coding region: 1-573 (190 amino acids)
Source: RefSeq, a predicted model, not a curated record